Molecule: messenger RNA, 1393 nt
Organism: Coffea arabica (coffee)
Lineage: Eukaryota; Viridiplantae; Streptophyta; Magnoliopsida; Gentianales; Rubiaceae
Source: RefSeq, a predicted model, not a curated record
UUUUCUCUCUCCCUCCACACUCCGCCAUCGCAUUUUUCCUCUCUCCAAUUCAAAAUUUUGAGAGCUCCAUCCAACCCUAGCUCUCUCUCUCUCUAGAAUUGUAUAUACAUAGAUAUAUAGCAGAACGGUACAAUCGCACGGGAAAAUGAGGAAGGGCACUAAGAGAAAGGCGCCGAGCCGCAAAGACGGAGCCGCUAAAUCCAAGCCGGAGGAGGCCGAGAAUGAGGCGAGUAAAGCCACCGUAGAAGAGAACAACAAGGAGGAGGUGGUUGAGAAGAGCCAAUCCGCGGCUGCUGCUGCUGAAGAGGAAGAGAGUAGUAAAGUUGAGCAGACUGAGGAGAACAACAAGUCUGAGCCGAGUACCAAGCUGGCUGAGGAGGAGAACGAGGAGAAGGAGAAGGAGGAGCAGAGUACCAAGCCGGUUGAAGAGAAGAAGAAGGGAAAGGAGAAGGUGGAGCCGAGUAAAGCUGUGAAGCGACGAGGUAAGCGAGCUAGAAUAACGAAGCAGGAGGAUGAGCCUGAGUACUUCGAGGAGAAGCGUAAUCUGGAAGAUCUAUGGAAACAGGUGUUUCCUGUUGGCACAGAGUGGGAACAGCUUGACUUGGUUUACCAGUAUAAAUGGAGUUUCCAAAAUUUGGAAGAUGCAUUUGAAGAAGGUGGGGAGUUACAUGGGAAGAAAGUAUAUCUUUUUGGAUGUACAGAGCCACAAUUUGUAUCUUUCCAGGGGCAACAAAAACUAGUCGUGAUCCCUGUCGUGGUUGCUGUGGUAUCUCCUUUUCCACCCUCUGACAAAAUUGGAAUUACCUCAGUACAGAGGGAGUCUGAAGAAAUUUUACCCAUGAAGCAGAUGAAAAUGGAUUGGAUACCUUAUAUUCCUUUUGCAAAUAGGGACUCUCAAGUUGAAAGACUUAAAUCCCAAAUAUUCAUUUUAGCUUGUACACAGAGAAGGGCUGGUUUGAAACAUUUGAAGAUUGAUCGUGUAAAGAAAUUUGAAUAUUGCCUUCCUUACUUCUAUCAGCCGCUGAGGGAAGACGAAUUUGAGAACAAAACAGAUGUGGACAUUUUAUUUCCUGAUACAGAACCACCAAUAGUCUGCGAGUUUGAUUGGGAGCUUGAUGAACUUGAGGAGUUCACAGACAAAUUUAUUGAGGAAGAUCAAUUGCCUGCUGACAAAAAGGAUGCCUUCAAGGAAUUUGUGAAGGAGAAAGUACGAGAAGCCAAGAAGGCCAAUCGUGAGGCAAGGGAAGCCAGGAGAAAAGCAAUUGAAGAAAUGAGUGAUGAAACAAAGGCUGCAUUUGAGAGUAUGAAAUUCUACAAAUUCUAUCCAGUCACUACUCCUGAUUCACCUGAUGUAUCGAGUGUCAAGGUAAAUAUGUGAAAAAGCGGCGACUUU